CUCUUCCUCCUACGCUCCUCUAACUUGCGGGGACCGCGUUUAGGCAGGCGUUCACGGCACGCGAUCAUCCUUCCCACCCUCCACGAGGUGGUGGUAUCCCCCGGGGAUGAACGGUAGAAGCGUCGCGACGCCGAUGUCGACGACGCUUCAGUGAAGGCCGACCGUUCGUGGCGAACGCAAGCACCCCCGCCGUUUGGGCCGUGGCUACCGUCGAGAAGCCCUGAGGAAACUGUAUCGCCGCCAACCAUCUAUCUCCUUCAUCGCCGAAGACAAGCAUUCCGCUUCCCAUCUCCUAGAAGCAUCACAAUUCGGAUAGAGAGAACAUAUAAAAAUGCCGCGGCCAGUUUCGAAAGGAACAUCUCAAUUGUCGGCACGGGGACAGAUGGAGAGGCGGCGGCCACCGUUUCUCAGAGCUUCUAGCAAAGCCAAGGAGACAGAACGAGGCAGUGGAACAAAGAUGGAUUCUGCACGUAGCGGGGGUGCUAUAGAAGAACAGGGUAGCGAUGAAGAUCUGUCACCGGAUGCUUUGGUUAGACAAAAUUAUGAACUCCGUCAUCGUUUGGAACAGGAGGCUGCAAGUUAUAAGAGACGUUUGGACACUUAUCGGCAGGCUCAACAACAUCAAGCUGCUCUUGUCUCACGUUUACAAGCUAAAGUUUUGCAGUACAAACAGAGAUGUUCAGAAUUGGAAAAUCAAAUGGCAGAAACAGUGCCUUGUGAUACUACUAAACCAACUGCAGCAACUGCUGCGGUAUCAUCUACUUCUGCAUUAGAGGCUGCUCAUCAGACACUCAGGGAUAUACGCGAGGAGCAAAUUCAUGAUUUGGACACUGCCUUACAAAAACUUGGAGAGGAACGACGAAAAUGUGAAGAACUUUUGCAACUAAACUCAUCUCUGAAAGAUCAACUGGAAGAGUCUCAUCAAACAAAUGAAGCGUUAACUACUGAUUUGCAGAAAUUAAGCAAUGAUUGGGAUAUAUUGCGUGAGGAGUUGGCUAUUAAGGAAGAUGAAUGGAAGGAAGAGGAACAGGCAUUCAAUGAAUAUUACAUCUCCGAGCACAACAGAUUAUUGAACCUAUGGCGUGAUGUCGUGUCUGUUAAAAGAUUGUUUGCAGAAAUGAAAUCUGCUACAGAACGAGAUUUGUCUAAAUUGCGGAACGAAAUUACUUCUUCAUCUAAUGAAAUGACAUCAGCAUGCAAUAGUAUAAGUUUUACUAUGAAACUACAAGCAACUGCAGUACAAUCAACACCAUCCCAAAGAAUACAACAAGAGGAGGAAGAACAAGCUGUAACUGUUUUGAAAACAGAAAUUGCAGCACUUAAGCAACAACACGCUGCUGAUCAGCAUGAAAUUCGCACAAAAGACGAUCGGAUAGAUCAGUUUAUUCGAGAAAUUCGCAAUUUAGAAGAAAGAUGUGGAAUUUCUGAAGCAGCAGUGACUCAAACUGCGCGUAUGCAAGAGGAUAUCGAAGUAUUAGAAUCUGCAUUAAGAGAUAUCGCGCAUGCUGUGAUUCAAGAUGCCGAAUCUCGGGACGUCGAUGUAAAGCAGGCACCUUCGCAUAUUCAUUUAUCAUCCGGUGGACAAAUUUCGCAAAGAUCACCGAAAAGGAGCGCGAGAAACAUUGCUAUACCAGCACUUGCUGAGAGUACUAUAAGCGCAGUACGAGCAGCUCUACAGAAAUAUCAAUUAACUAUACGCGAAUUACAGAUAAAAUUGCAAACCAACAAGGAACAGCUUUUAACAAUGCGCAAGCAAUGGGAUACCGCAGAGACAAACGCUCAGACACUAAAUACAAAAGUGGCAGAAUUAAUAUCUCAAUUGGAUUCGUGUCGUUCGCAAUGUACACAGUUAAAUCAAGAGAAAGAGAUGUUGCAGAAAAGUCUUGACACUGUAAAAUUGGAGAAAAAUGCAUUGGAUAAAAAUAAAAUGGAGCUCAAUAGUAUGCUAGAAGCUCUUAAAAAUAAUUAUGAAAAACUUCAAAAGACCAAUAAUAAAUUACAAAAAUUAUGUGACAAUCUAGAAGAUGAAAAAUUAUAUUUGCAAAACGAGCUUAGUAGAGUAUCAGAGGAUGCUGAUUUAAAAGAACUGAAUUUACGAUCAGAGGAGGAUAGAUGUAGUAAAAUGCGAGAAGAACUUUUGACGCUACGAGAAGAUUUAAAUAAAGCUUAUCUUGCCAAAGAUAUGUUGGAACAACAAAAACUGGAAACUGAUGGAUUAAUCUCUCAAAUUGAAAAAAAUAAAGGUGAUCUUGAAUUGGAAUUGGAACGAAUAUUAUUGGAAAAGUCAGAUGUACAAGAAAUUUUGAUAAAGUUGGAAGCAAUGUGCUCUAAUCACGAACAGGAUAAACAGAAAUUGCAAGAAGAAUUAAAAAAAAUGACUGAUGAGAAAAAUAAACUUGCGAGUCAAUGUAUCGAUCAACAAGGGGAUUUAAAUUCACUGAGAAAAGAAUUAUUGCAAGCUGAACAAACUAGGCUUGACAUAGAAUCUGAAAAAGUUACGUUGAAUGAGAAAAUUAAAUUUUUGGAGAUAGAAAAGGAGAAAGUCGAGAUAGAAUUGGGCCAAGUGAGUCGUGAACGUAGUGAUUUGAGUAAUCAACUGUCGGUUUUGGCGCGAAAGAAGGAAACAUUGAAUGAAGAACUUAUGAGACUUAGACAAAGACUAGAACAAUCCAAUGAAAUGAAUGCACGAAUAAAUAGAAAUUUGAAAGAUCUUGUAAAAGAUAAUGAGGAGAAACAGGUGCUUUUAGAAACAAAUGAGAAAGAAAUUCAAAGGAUGCAAGAGCAACUUGCAUCAAUGCGAACUGAAAAAGAAAUAUUAGAAGGAGUACUGUUUGAUACACAAACUAAUUUGGAAGCUACACAUGUCAAGAAGACACAGUUGGAAAAAGAGCAAAAAGAAACGUUAAUUAAACAAGAAAGCUUAAAAGGACAAGUGACACGAUUAACAAAAGAAUUAGAAAACAGUGAAAAACGUGCGCAAGAUAUGAAACAAUCACUUACACAACAGAGUGGUGAUCAAAUGGCAGAAUUUCAACAAAUUAUAUCGAAUAUGAAGAAACAGUCUGAGGAUAAUAUGAAGAAAAUGACUGAUGAAAAGGAGCAAGUAAGAAUAAGUUUAGAGAAACGGUUGCAACAGUCCGUGUUACAAUUGGAAGGAGAAAAAAAUGAAGAAAUUAAUCAACUGCAACAGAGAAUAGAAGAAUUGCAACAACAUGUAGAGAAUUUAUGCAAACAGCACGAGGAAGCACUUCUUAGGGCCGAAAAUGAUAAACAACAGGCACUUCUUAUUGCUCAUCACGAUCAACAGGCUUUAAUUGAAAAAAUUAACGCUAUUAUGCGUGAAUUAGAAGAAGAAAAGAAUACUUUGGAACGUGUGAAAAGGGAGGCAGCAACACGCGCGGAACAAGAACGUAAUAAUACGAAUCAAUUGCGUGACGAAUUAAAUCGUCUUAGAACAAAGCUGGAUGAAACCAAGUUGAAAGCUAAUGAAGAAAAGCUGAAACUUGAUUUAAAAAUAGAGGAACUCUGGAAAGAACGCGAAUCCACGCAAAGAGAAGUUGAAGAAUUACAAGUUCAAUUACACAUGACGGAAGAUAAAGUAGACGGACUGCAAAAUCAGUUACACGAUACUAUUAGAAAACUUAAAGACGCUGACAAUAUUAAUGAGACACUGCGCAAAGAAUUAGUAGAUUCAAGGAGACAAUUGGCAGAUACGACAUAUGAAAAAGAGAAAUAUAAUAAUAGCAACAAGGAAUUGCGAGAACGUGUUAAGCAAAUCGAAACUGAAAGAAGAGAACAGGGAAGAAUUUUGGAAGAAUCGUAUCAAAAAAUAGCAACAUUGGAGGAUGUGAAAGCGGCCAUGGACAUUGAGAGAACGCGCUUACAAGCUCAAGUGCGAGAUUUGGAACGCGACGCAUUGCAAUUGCAGCAACAACUCCGCUUCACGCAGGACGAAUUACAGAAAUGUCAUGAGAACAAUUCUCAAGCUCAGAACGAAGAGAAGGAACUGCAGGCUAGAUUAGCUAACGAGAUUGAAGAAAGAGAGCGUAUACAAUUGCAAUUGCAUCAAGUGAAAAAACAGGUUGUCGAUCUGGAUAAUAGCUUGGAAGUUACACGACAAGAACUGGGAAAAUUACGCACGCGAGCAGACGAGGAAGAUGAAAGGUGGCGUGCUCGAGAGCAAGAGUUGCUGGUGCGUCUCGAGGAUAGCCGCUGCCGCGAGAGAAAACUGGAGGAUCAGAAGCAUAAUCUGGAAGUUUGCUUGGCCGAUGCCACGCAGCAAUUGCAAGAGUUGAAGGCGCGCCUAGGAGGAUCUGAAGGAAGAGUGAGAGCUCUCGAUGCUCAAUUGUCGCAAUUGGAAACCGCUAAAAAGGAAGUGGAGCAGAAGUUGAGUAGUGUAGGCUCUACGCUCCGCCGUAUCGCCGGCAUUCAAAUGGAUGGUAGCGUAAAUAUGCCGUUUAAAUUGAUGAGUCCAUCAAGAAGAUGGAGUCCGGCACGUGUGCAAGAUCACGGUGACACUGGCAGAGAUAUCAUAUUGGAUGUCGAUCCUGAAGCUAUUAGAAAAGGCGUGCGAUCACUUAUGCAACAAGUUGCCCAAAUCGAACGUGAAAGAGACGAUUACAAGACGGAAUUGUGCAGUUUAAAGAAACAGUUGAAAGAAUCUCAAGAGAAUCAAAGUAAUACCGAUAUAAAAGCCAAUAAUCUUUUAGCUAAUAUUCGAACGCUUCAGGAAGAGAAGAAAUCUUUGGAGGCAAAACUAACUCAAAAACAAACUAGUUAUCAAGCACAGCUGAAUGCAUUGCAACAAAAAACCAAAGAAUGCGAGCAAUUAUGUGAAAAAUUGUCAAUGUUAGAAUUAAAGAUUAGUACUGAAUCGGAAGAGAAAUCUCAAUACGAGGAUAAAUUCGAGAAAAUGAAACAUGAAUUAAACAGAUUGGAAACGGAAAAGCGCAGUCUUCAAAAGGAUGUUCGCCAUAGCGAGUCUCGCGCAACAGAAAUGGAAUUACAUAGAAUGUCUUUAGACGGAGAUUUCCAAAGAUUGCAAAUGAUGCUGCAAGAAAAAGAAGCACAUAUUCAAAAAUUACAAGAUCGUUUUGACACGCAAAGCCGCACUAUGACAAAUCUAGAGGAACGUUGCGCAUCCUUAAAAUCCACCAUAGAGCAAUUAAAACUGGCACUAGAAAAAGCAUCUGCCACGGAAAGCGAACUCAAGAGUGAAAUGAAUCUAUUACAACAUAAUAUAAUAGAGAUUACUGCUUCCUCUCAAAGUAAUAAUGAGAAACUCAAACAGCUGCAGAAACAGCUUUCGAAUACCGAAAAUGAGCGUAGAAUAUUAUCCGAACGCUUAGAAACGGUGCAGCAGACCCUAAGCGAUUUAAAACAUACGAAUCAAUCAUUGAUUGAUCAAAAUGCGCGACUACAGAAUGAGUUGGCUAAUAAUGAAGUGCAACGAUCAGCUUUAGAAUCACAAUUAAGAUUGUCUACUUGGCCGCCGGAAGGCAGUACCACUAAAGAUGAAGGACUAUUACGACAACUACAAACUGUUCAAAGAGAAAGAAGCGAAAUGAGAGGAAAAGUGGAUGCUCUUAAUGACAAGGUGAAAUUAUUAGAAGCUGAUAAACGUAAUUUAGAACGUCAAAUUGCUGCGGGCAAAACGAGUGUUAUUCGAAGCAAGAGUUACGAACGUCCAGAAAAAGCACAUAUAGAACUUCUAGGUACUAGUUAUAGUCUUGACAACUUGGAACAUGAAAAUAGAGAAUUAAGAUUAAAGAUUCGUAAAUUGGAGACUCAAUUGGCGGAAAAGGAGGCCGAACUUAUACGAAUUAAGUCAACUUAUAUACAUUCCUCCCAUUCAUUAUUGGACACAAGUCGAGAUAGAAGUGGAGAAUUAGAACGGAUCAGAGCCGCGCAAUUGCAGGCCGAAAAAUUAUUAGAGGCGAGAGAACAAAGUCAUCGUCAGCAAGUAUCACGUUUAGAAAAUCAGAUACAAUUAUUACGAGAACAGCUCAAUCAAGAAAUAAAGCGCAGACAGUUGUACGUUUUGCGGAGUUCACGGGCCGGUAGAGAAAUGCAACAAUUGCGACAAGCAUUGGGCGAUUCUUUGAGAACCGUGGCGCAAGAUCCGUCACUAGAUGCGGUAUUACUGGAACACGAAGCGCGUAAAUUAGACUCUACCUUGACGAGUACUACUAGUUUGCCGCCAUCAUUAGCUUUACCUGCUCCACCUUCGUCUCACCGAUCCGGCACUCCGUCACAAUUGAAAAUAAAGAUCCUCGUAAUGUCGGACAGCGUUAAAGUGGCUAUUAAAGUCAGACCGCUCAUCAAACGAGAAGAAGACGAAAAUCUGCCGAUACAAUGGACAGUUCAAGGGAACACCAUCAUAGCCACCGAUGCGGAAUUCAAGAAGCGAGGCGAGAGUGGAUUUCAAUUUGAUCAUAUUUUUGACACAAAUGCCAGUAACAACGAUGUGUUUGAUAAUAUUGUAAAGCCUAUCGUUGAUGCUGCUGUAAAUGGAUUUAAUGGCACAAUAUUUGCUUAUGGACAGACAAGUUCCGGCAAAACAUAUACCAUGAUGGGUACUCCAGAGGAGCUUGGUAUAAUACCUUUAGCUAUCGAACAUAUGUUUGAUGCUAUAGCUAAUACUUCUGGACGCGAGUUUUUAUUGAGAGUAUCUUACCUAGAAAUUUACAAUGAGAGGGUCAAUGAUCUUUUAAGUAAAGGUUCAUUAGAUUUAAAAAUACAUGAAGACAUAAAUGGUCAAGUGUUUGUAAAGUGUAAAGAAGAAGUGACAAAUUGUCCAGAGAAUGUUUUAUCUAUAAUGUAUAAAGGUAACAAACACAGAAGAAUAGGUGAAACAAACAUGAAUGAGCGAAGUAGCAGGAGCCACACAAUAUUCAGAAUCACAAUUGAGAGUCGAGAAGCUAGUGCUGGCUCAGAUGGUGCGAUACAAGUAUCACAAUUAAAUAUGGUAGAUCUUGCUGGUUCAGAGAGAGCAAGACAAACAGGAGCUACUGGAGAACGUUUUAAGGAGGGUCGUCAUAUUAAUUUGUCUCUGUCUACAUUGGCAUUAGUGAUAAAACAGUUGAGCGAGUCGCAAGACUGUCAAAAAUUUAUAAAUUUUCGUGACAGUAAACUAACAAGGUUAUUGCAAGCAUCUCUAGGUGGUAAUGCAAUGACUGCAAUAAUAUGUGCAGUAACGCCAGCUGCUCUUGACGAAACUCACUGUACAUUGUCAUUCGCAUCUAGAGCCAGAAAUAUAAAAAAUAAGCCUGAACUGAAUGAAGUUAUGUCAGAUGGAGUACUUUUGAAACGUUAUGCAAGACAAAUAAAUAUAUUACAUACAGAAUUAGAGAGAAUGAAACAACUAACUCGAUCGACCGAUUUUGAAGAAAUGGAAUCUAAAAUACAAGAAAAAGAUCGUAUUAAUAAAAAUCUGGAAGAACGAAUUAGAUUGUUGCAAACUCGGAUAGUUCAUGGCGAUAGUCGCAACAACUCUGAAUCAUUCAAAUGUAAAGAAAAAAGAAGACAGACCUGGUGUGGCACUGCUGGACAUAGACUAAAUUCAUUUCAAACAUGCACAAAUUUGUCACCAAUCAAAGAAGUGUCACCUUUCAAAUUGCCCAACAAAACGGCUGAUAUUAUGGAUACAUCGCCCCAAAUAGCUCUUGCCGAUUUUGAAUUAGAACUUAUGAAUAAUGAAGAAGAUUGUGAGGAAAGCGAUGAAGAUACCUUUGUCAUAUAUCGAAAGCGCAAUCGUGUAAAAUUUACAGAUGAUGUAAUUAUUCAUAAAUCGCCGGUUAUGGAUUAUAAUUGUGACACUUUAUCUGAGAAAGUUGAUACAGCUAUACAAACUGAAAGUAAGCUGUCCCCUGAUACACCAAAGACAACAUUACGGGAAAGAAUCCAUAACUUGAUGGAAGAAUAUUCACAACUUCAAGAAUUUACAACUUUAGAGAAGCAGCUAUUUAUUGAAGAUCAUUCCUCUGAAAUAAAAGAAAAACUUGCAAAAUUUUCAAUAUUAGAAAAACAAAUCGAAAAUAUAGCAUCUGAUAAGGAAAAUUUUGAACAUAUAGCAUCUGAACUUCGCAAAAAAUUAACCGCUGCUGAAUCGCGUUACAUUUCAGCAGAAGAAAAAUUAAAUUUACAAGUAGCCGAACUACAAAAAAUACCAAGUCUUGAAAAGAAAAUCGCACAAUUAUCUGCACAAGAAAUCGAAGUGAAAAACAUUCCAGAAUUACAAAAACAGAUAAAUCUUCUUAUAGCGGAAAAAGAUGGAUAUGAACAUAUCGCUUCCGAAUUACGAAAAAAGCUAAAUGAGGCUGAACAACGCAACAUUAUAUUAGAAGAUAAAUUAACUAUACAGAAUAUAAAUUUAGAAAAAUCAUUUGAACAGCAUUCAUCGCAAAAUGAUAAUAUGCAGCAGGUAGAAUUAGAAAAUCAAGUUACCACUAUUACAUUAAAAAAUAAUGAAUUGCAACAUAAAGUAACAGAUCUUCAAAAUAAGUUAACAGAAAUAGAAUUAUGCAAGAAAGAUGAAGUGAACAAGCAGCAACAACACUUUCAAGAUUUAGAAGAACGCAUUAAUAAUCUUACAUCUGAAAAAAAUAUAUUUGAACAUACCAUUUGUGAACUGCAAAAUAAAUUGAAAGAAGCGGAAGAAGUCAAUUUAUCAAUGCAAGAUAAAUUAAAUGAACAAGUGGAAAUCCAGAAAUUUCAAAACCACGAAAAGCAAAUUGAACAACUUGUUUCCGAGAAUAAUAAAUUUAAACUUACCAUUGAUGAAUUGCAAAAGCAAUUAAUAGAGGCAGAAGUAAAAAAUAACACAAUGGAAGAUAAAAAUGACGAAAAUCAACAAGAAGCACAUAAAUUAUAUUUGGACAACCAAAUUCAGGAUGUUGUAAAAGAAAAAAUGGAAUCUGAACAAAUCAAUUGCGAAUUAAAAGAUAAAUUGAAAGAGAUGGAACUAAUGAAUAGUUCAAUGAAAAAUCAACAAGAAUUAUAUGUACAAAAAAUGAGUGAUUUAGAGAAACAGAUUGAAGAUCUUGCAGUUGAAAAAAAUGAAUUUGAAGAUAUAGUUAUUGGAUUGAAAGAAAAAUUGAAAGAAGCUGAAUUAGAGAACAGUUCAUUAAAAAACAAAUUAAAUGUAUUUGAAACAAAUAUAUGCGAUCCUGAUAGUUUAGAUAAAGAAUAUAUUAUUUCCGAAUUGCAAGAAAAAUUGGAAACAGAGUUAGAUAAUAACUCAACGAAAGUGGAAUUAAACAUACAACAGGCGGAAGCGCAGAAAACCAUUGACGAGCAAAAGGAAUGUGUCGAGGACUUGAAAAAAAACGAUAAUGAAAUUAAUCAUUUAAAAAGCCGCAUAAGUGACUUACAGGAUAUUAUUCAAAAUAUACAGAAAGAGAAUGCACAGUUGAAAGAACAAACAUUAACAAGAUCGGUAUUGGAUGAUAAUUUAAGUAAUAAUGAUUCUUGGAUUAUGGAGAAUUUUUCAACUACGAAGACUUCCUUAGAUGAUAGUGCUAAAUUAUCGUCAGAUCUCAUUUUGAAAACUGAAUUAGAAAUAAAACAUGAUGUGCAAAGUUUAAAGACGGAUAUAGAAAACUUACAGGAAACGAUUUAUUUAUUAACAAAAGAAAAUAGUGAAUUGGCGGAUAAAUUGUCAGCAGAAAAAGAAUGCGCCGAAAAAUCGACUGUUGAAUUGCAACAGACGAUUGACGAUCUUUAUGUACGAAACUCGAAAAUAAUGGAUGAAAAACUCGAGUUACAAAAUAAUUUGGCAAUUCUCAAUGAACAAAUGGAAACCUUACGCUCGAGAAUACCCGAAGCAAACUCAAAUGAAGAGCAGAUAAUUCUCAAAUAUGAAGAACAAAUUAGCGCACUUACAAUAAAAAAUUCAGAAUUAUUAUCUAAUGUCACAGAUAGAAUGAAAGAGCUUGAAAUGUUAAAAGAGAGUAAAUCACUUUUAUACGAACACGAUUGUAUGUAUAAGGAUAAAUUAACUGAUCUUAUGGCAAAACACGAAUGUUUGACAAUUGAGAAUAAUGAACUUUCGACUGAUCUAAUAGAUAAAAUCGAAGAAAAUGAUGGAUUAAAAGAGGAAUGUGAUAAUUUAAAAAAUAAACUAGAAUUAUUGUUAAAACAUGAGAAAAACACUGAUAAUGAUGAUGAGGAACAAUUAAGAAUGGAGAAUACUUUGUUAAAAACCGAACAAGUGGAGCUAAAAGCUAGUAUAAAAAUGUUGACUAAUGAGAAUUCGAAAAUGUCUAAUCAGUUAAUGGAGACUAUAGAAGAUUUGGAUAAUGUGCGAAAAAUUAAUUCUUGCAAUAAUACCUUGCAAUCAACGUUAUUUAAUAAUACUUUAACGAACGAUACAAUAGACAAAUCUAUAAGAGAUGACAAUGUCGAAACAACAAUUUCACACCUGCAAGAGGAAGUUAAUCGUCUUACGCUUCUCAAUAGAAAGCUCAGCGAUUUAAAAUUAGGCGCUUGUGCUCAGUGCGCUCAUCUACAAGAAAUGACUGAAAAUCAUAGAAUGCUGAAAUUCAAAGUGAAGGCUCUCACUCACAAAUUAGAAGAAUCGCAAAGAAAGUUUAAUCGUGAAGUUGCAAAGAGCGAUUCGCUUAUUCUAAAAGCUAAGGAGGACGUAAAUGUAAGCAUAUGUAAUUCAUCUCUUAAUGCCAGUUUUCUAGAAAACAUGAAUGUGAGUUAUGUUGAAGAAAGACUUCAGUCUCUAAAUAGCGAAUUACAAACUUUGAAAGAGGAUCACGAUAAAUUAUCGGAUUUGUAUAAAGAAAAAUGUAGUGAAGUCGAAGAAUUACAAAAUAGCAGUGUUACAGAUCCGCCGAAUGUUCAUAAUAUAAAUACUAGUGUUAAGAAAUCUCCAAGCAAAACUUCGAGACUAGACAGUAUGGCAAAAGAUAUAAGCUAUUUACAAAAUGAUUUUGAGAAAAUAAAAGAAGAAACUACACAGCUCAAAAAAAAUCUUAGCAAAUUUAUCAAUGAAAAAGAUUCUCUAAUAGAUGAAAUUAAGUCAUUGAAAAUUGCUAAUGAACAGUUAGGGCAAAAGAUCUCAGAGAAUGAAUUAUUGUAUUUAGGAAAAACAGACAUCCUCGAAAAUGAAAUAAGGGAUAUGACUAAAAAGUUACAGGAAUAUUCUAUGAGAUGUAAAGAAAUCGAGGAUGCAAAGCUCAUUAUUGAAAUUGAAACGGAAUAUCUGAAAGUGGAUAAGUUAGAGAAAGAACAAACAAUAAACGAAUUACGUCAAAACCUCUCCUGUUUACAACACGAGUUAGAUUUAACAAAAAGAGAGAAAGAAGAACUUAAUAGCAAUAACCUUUUGCAGCAGGAAUAUGAGAAGAAAUUGGAAUCAUUAAGAUCAAUGAAUGCGGAAUUGACUAAUUCUAAAGCAACUGUUUCACAAGAAUUUGCUGAUUAUUGUAAAGAAUCGGAAAGUAGAUUUACAGUAUUAAAUGAAAAAAUAAAUAAAUACACUUCGGAAAACGAUUAUUUAAAACAAGAAUUAAUUAAAUUGCGCGACAUAGAAAAUAAAUUCGAGACGAUGAGAAACGAGUACGAAUCCAAAUCUCAGCAAGAUAAAACAUUAGCCGAAGAUAACAAAAAACUCAAGAAUGUAUUAAAUAAUAUUUCCAAAAAUAUUAUUAAAGAGAUUGAGUACCUUAAACCGAAAGUUAAUGCUGAGGAAUUCCUGGAUAAAUCGGUAGAUGAGUUGUUUCAGAUGUUUUUGCAAACAAUCAUGGUGAAAGAGAAGGAGAUAGUGAAGACUAUGCAAGAUAACUUUAAUAAAGAAAAGCAAAAACUUGAAGAAGACAAACAGCAGAGCAUGGAUACAGAGAAACGUAGGAUAUUGUGGGUGAAAGAAUUGGAGAGUGAUAUAGAAAAGCUUCAAGGAGAUUUAUCUCAACGAGAAACUGUAUCUAAUAAAUUGCAAAAAGAAGUUACGCGUUUGGAGCAACUUUUAGAAGAUAAUAAUCGCGAUCGAGAUAUAUUGAAAGAAAAGAUUAGCCUGCUCGAGAUGGAUCUCAAUAAUAUACAUACUGAGUUUAAUAAAUAUUCCAAGAUGGACACAGUGAAUGAAGAAGCCAUUAAUAUUGCUCAAAAACGGGAGAGACAAGCGCAAGAAGCAAUUAGGAAUAAAGAAACCGAAUUUCAGAUGAGGCUGAAAUCGGAGAAGGAAGCAUAUACUAAACGAAUAGAAGAACUCGCGUGUACAAUAGAAUCAUUUAAAACGAAAAAUAUGGAAUUGGCAGGCAACAUCGAAGGUCUCGAAGCUAAUCAAGAGCAAUUGAAGAACAUUAUCGAUCUGAAAAACAACGAAUUAAUGAAAAGUAAUCAAAUUAUAAAUAAAAUGCAGAUGGAAUUGGAACAGCUCACGGGAGUUUACAAUGAUCUGAAUUGUGAACUGGAAAAGAAAAACUUGCGUAUCGAAGAAAUUACGGAACUUUUAAAAACUAAAUGCGACGAUCUUACGGAGUAUAAAGUUAAAUUGGAGAUGAUCGAGUCGGAGAAUGCAUUCCUGAAACAACAAACUGGCGAACGAAAAGCCAAUAUGGAGCAAUACAGAAUAGAAAUUGAGACACUGAAGAUAGAAAAUAAGAAAGAUAUGGAUGCAAUUAAGGAUAAAUUAAAUUUCGAGGAAUUGAAGAGCAUCGAAUUGAAAAGACAAAUAGUCGAAUUAGAUAAGAAGAACGCUACUUUGACGGAAGAAAUAAAUACCUUGAAAGAUGAUUAUGCGACAGUGCAACAUAAGUGUAUUACAUUAGAGAAAAGAGUCAGAAAUAGUACGAGUAAGAUUCAAGCGGAGGAACAAAUGGAAGAACUGAAGGACUUGAAUAGAUCUUUGCGAAAUAAUUUGGAUGGUGCUAGUAAUCGGAUAACAGAGUUACAAGAUGCCAAAGCUGAGUUGAUGAAGCAAUUGAUUACUCUAAAUAGUCAAUAUGAUGUUGUAUGCAAGGAUAAUCAAGAAUUAAAAGAGACAUUAUCGUCGUAUAAGUCCAAAUAUAAUAACACGUACGCAACUUGUGAAAAAUACGACAUUUUAUUACAGGAGAAAAACAAAAUUGCCUUAGAAUUAGAGGCGAUAAAAGUUGAAUUGGAUCAAAAGAACAAAGAAAUCGAGGAUUAUGUUAGUAAGAUAAAGGAAUUGACUGAAAAGAAUAAGGAACUUGACCAAGAAUCGGAGGAAUUAGCAAAAGUUAUUUGUGAGCACAAUGUUGAAAAUGCACAGCUUGAAGACCAGCUUUGGUCAUGUCGCAUCGAAAAUGACGAAUUACAGAAGAAGAUUGAAGCUCUCGAGAGUAAAAAUCAGUCGCAAUCCGUGCAAGGAACAGAUGUUUCUUCUGAAAGAGUUAAAUCUCACAAUGAUGAUUGUAAUUGUACAGCGUUGAAAAAUAAGAUACGUGAAUUGCAAAUGGAAGUUGUAUCGAAGAACGGAAAAAUAGGGACAUUGGAGCUGCAAAUACGAAGUGGAAGUUUUCCUUAUCAGGCCAAGUGUAAAGAAUUGCAGGAACAUUUAUCAGCAUAUAAAAAUAAGAAUAACGAACUUAAAGCAGAGAUUAAACGACUUCAAAUUGCCAUGUUGCGUACAAGUGCAAAAGAAUGCGAUGUAUGCAAGCAUAGACUUAUAAAUAGAAGAGAUCAGAUGUGUCAGACAAUACCAGAUCAUAUAUUACGAUUUUGCGGUACGAGCAGCGGCAUAAUCGAAGAUGAAAUAAGAAUAACGAAAUUAGAAAAGGAAAAACAGUUCAUGAAGGAUAUCUGUCGUUCUCGAUCGAAAACCAUAAAGGAACUUGAGAAACAAAUAACAGAGUACGAAAUAUUAUUGCAAUCUAAAAAUUCAUGAUUACAAGGAUUCAUAUCUUGUAUUGCCAUAUAUUUGACAAAAUUUUCCUCUUCUUGAAAUAGUAUUAGCUAAUUAAAAUAUUAUGCU
This is a messenger RNA of Camponotus floridanus (Florida carpenter ant), 13945 nucleotides long. It is a transcript of the gene Root, whose product is annotated as centromere-associated protein E. The transcript is spliced from 37 exons. The record is from RefSeq and is a predicted model, not a curated record. Gene Ontology annotation, biological process: microtubule-based movement; mitotic cell cycle. The coding region runs from base 332 to 13858 and encodes 4508 amino acids. Gene Ontology annotation, molecular function: plus-end-directed microtubule motor activity; microtubule binding; ATP binding. Gene Ontology annotation, cellular component: microtubule. Lineage: Eukaryota; Metazoa; Arthropoda; Insecta; Hymenoptera; Formicidae.